Anisakis simplex (herring worm) is the source of this 282-nucleotide messenger RNA. The record is from the annotation of a GenBank genome assembly. NCBI's taxonomy places the organism in Eukaryota, Metazoa, Nematoda, Chromadorea, Rhabditida, Anisakidae.
AUGUUGGUUGCCUUCAGAUGCGUGUGUGUUUGGUCAGUGGCGAAAAAGAAGCCGGUGUGUAUAGAGCGGAAAGCACAUGGAGUUGGUGAAGAUCAGCAACCGAAUUGGAUCGUGUCGGUGGCGGCGAGGCGAUACACGGAUUUGAUAGCAUCUGGAUCGUGCGAUGGUUUUGUACGAUUUUGGAAGGUGGCAGACGAUUAUAAGAGUAUUUCGAAUAUAUUCUCGUUUGAAUUGGUGAGUUUGUCGAGUGGUUUUGACGAAAUUUUGUUAAGGUUUUGUUGA